CAUUUUCAUACUAUUAUUACAAAGUUAUAGAGAAACCAUGGCUUCAACAAAACCUCACAUGUACUUUUCCUUCAUUUUCAUUGUUUUCAUCUCUUUUGAUUUAUGUUACAGCUUUUUCCCACAUAAUGAUAUUAAUAAACCACCCCCUCCUUUUGCUCAUGAUAAGUCUAGACCAUUCCCUAGUUUGUCCUUCACAACCAGUACCAUUAAAGAUAUUGAUUCCAAGUUCAAUAACAUGAUCAAUUUAAGAGCUCCUAUUCCGCGUAGAAAAUUGGCCGCUUCCGUUCAAACAGUUAAUGUUAUUGAUUUUGGAGCUAGAGGGGAUGGAAAAGAUGAUACAUUGGCUUUUAAAAAGGCGUGGGAGAGAGCUUGUUCUUCUAAUGUUGCAGCACGUCUUGUUGUGCCAAAAAACAAAUAUCUUGUUAAACCAAUCAGGUUCACCGGACCAUGCAGAUCUCAUCUUACGUUGCAGAUUUAUGGAAGCAUAGAAGCAUCUAACGAUCGAAAAGACUAUAAAGGAGAUGAUAGGCACUGGAUUGUUUUUGAGAGUGUUCAAAAUCUAAUAGUUGAUGGUGGUAAAACUGGAACCAUCAAUGGCAAUGGCCAGAUCUGGUGGCAGAACUCAUGCAAAACCAAUAAAGCUCUUCCUUGCAAGGAUGCGCCAACGGCUAUAACCUUCUACAAGUGCAACAACUUAGUGGUGAAGAAUCUGAGAAUCCAAGACGCACAAAAAAUGCAUGUCUCUUUCGAGAAUUGCAUGAAAGUUGAAGCUUCAAAUCUCAUAGUAACUGCACCAGAGAACAGUCCCAACACUGAUGGAAUUCAUGUCACAAAUUCCCAGAACAUCAAGAUUUCUAGCUCCACUAUAGCAACAGGUGAUGAUUGCAUUUCAAUCGUAAGUGGGUCCCGAGAAGUGCAAGCCACGGACAUAACAUGUGGACCAGGUCAUGGAAUUAGUAUUGGAAGCUUGGGAGAAGGAAAUUCAGAAGCCUAUGUUUCAGGAGUGACAGUAAACAGAGCAAAGUUUUUGGGAACAGACAACGGAGUUAGGAUCAAAACUUGGCAAGGAGGGUCAGGAAGUGCAAGCAACAUCAAAUUUCUCAACAUUGAAAUGCAGAGCGUCACCAACCCUAUAAUAAUUGACCAAAACUACUGCGACCAAAUCACACCUUGCAAACCACAGAGAUCUGCAAUCCAGGUGAAAAAUGUGCUGUAUGAAAACAUCAAAGGGACAAGUGCAUCGGACAUUGCCAUCAAUUUUGAUUGCAGCAAGAGCUUUGCAUGUCAGGGGAUUGUGUUGCAGGAUAUAAAUCUCAAACAGAAUGGAAGAGGAGAAAUGUCCAAAGCCUUAUGCAACAAUGUUCAAUUCGAUCACAUUGAACUUGUUACACCACUAUGUCCUUAAUAGCAGUCGGUCUUUUAUUAUAUGUUGACGUUACAAGAGACUGAUUGUAUGACAUAUAUCAAAUAUCUGUAUGUAUAUAUAUCAUAUAACGGAUUAUUAUAACUUUAAUUAGUUAAUUAAUAUACAAAUUAUUCUUUAAUACGA
Ziziphus jujuba (common jujube) is the source of this 1549-nucleotide messenger RNA. Its product is annotated as polygalacturonase. NCBI's taxonomy places the organism in Eukaryota, Viridiplantae, Streptophyta, Magnoliopsida, Rosales, Rhamnaceae. Bases 38 to 1405 code for a protein of 455 amino acids. Gene Ontology annotation, molecular function: polygalacturonase activity. Gene Ontology annotation, biological process: fruit dehiscence; anther dehiscence; pectin catabolic process. The transcript has 9 exons. The record is from RefSeq and is a predicted model, not a curated record.